CUCCCGGCCAAGCCGCCAUUCACUCCCAUUCGUCGUUCCCCCGACGACCGCUGAUCGAACACACCCUGGCGCCAUGUCUCCUUCGCCUCGACUGGCGCCCGCUCGGUGUCGGGACGGAGACGCGGUUCGACUUGGGAUCGCGCGCCGGUGCUUAUAAGAUGUCGGGCAGUUUCCUCGUGGAGCCUCCUCACGUCCCCUUCUUCCUAUUAUCACGUAAUUUAUCACCUUGACCCUUGACUUGACGUGACGAUGCGUGGACUCGCCAGCUUGCCACUCCUGUCUCUCUUUGGCCUCACGGUCGCGCAAGACCUUGGGGUGCCGCUGAACUGGAGGAAAUUCUCCAACGACCGCCCCGACUCCGAGAUCAUCUCCAUCUCCGAGGCCGCCAUCGACGCCAUCCUGCCCAAGCUGAAGGCUGACAUCGGCGAGUUCGAUGGCAUCGGUUACUGGCAGUCGGGCAACGUCUGGGCUUCCAUGGCGAAUGAGGACUACCGCGCCGGCACGAGCAAGUACCGUGACCAGGUCGUCAGCCAGCUGAAGAACGUCUUCAACCUGCGCGCAAACUAUGAUCAGUGGGGUUUCAACGACGACGCCACCUGGUGGGCGACCGCCGCCUACUACGCUUACCGCGCGUACGGUGAUCAGGAGCUCCUCAACAAUGCCAUCACGACAUGGAAUCAUCUGAGCACCUUCGUUGUCACCAACGACGCGGCUAACUCGGGCAGCCUCCCGACGAAGAACUUCGGCUUCCAGGGGAGCUGUGACGGCAAGACCAUGGCUGGUGGUGUCUUCUGGAAAACCGACCCCGCAGACAACGCAAUCAACAGCAUCACGACCACCCUUUACAUGACCCUCUCCGCCUACCUCGGCGAGGCCACCGGCGACUCCAAGUACAUCUCCGCCGCCAUGCUCAGCGCGAACUGGGUCCGGGACCUCAAUAUGAAGGACAACCUCGUCCUGGACACGAUCCACGCGAACGACUGCUCGAGGUCGCCGGAUAACUGGCUCUUCACCUACAAUUCCGGCAAAUUCCUCGAGGGCCUCGAGAUCCUCGUAGACCUCACUGAUGAUGAGGGCUACCGCUCGCUCGCCGCCAAUGUCGCCAACUCGGCCAUGAAGACCAGCGCGUGGAACCGCGACGACGGCGUCAUCACCGAGGGCGCGUCCCCGAACGAGAACAACGACAGCGUCGGCUUCAAGUCCAUCCUCAUCCGCGCGCUCGACGAGACGUACAACCGCCGGAAGGGCGACAACGAGGCGCUCCGCAUCCUCAUUCACUCGUAUGUUUGCGUGCAGAUGAACGCCCUCCUCGACCUCGCCGCCGAUGGCAACAACUACUCGAGCGCGUGGGCCGGCCCGGCCCAGGGCUUCACGACGUGGGGUCAGAUGGCCGCGCUCAACGUGUUCGUCGCGGCGAUUAACGCUGCGUGAGGUGUUGGAAGAGGCUCUCGAGUCUUACCGACGCUCCUGGUCGUAUGGCAUCUUCGAAAACAUGCACGAAUAGCAGCAGUGGAAGUCGAACGGGAAUUGGGCUGUAACUUAUUUAACGGUAAAUACUAUUGUCGGGUAAUGGCAUCGACUUUUAAGGACGCGUACC
Messenger RNA from Schizophyllum commune H4-8, 1597 nucleotides. RefSeq names its product glycoside hydrolase family 76 protein. The transcript has 11 exons. The coding region runs from base 250 to 1431 and encodes 393 amino acids. NCBI's taxonomy places the organism in Eukaryota, Fungi, Basidiomycota, Agaricomycetes, Agaricales, Schizophyllaceae. Gene Ontology annotation, biological process: carbohydrate metabolic process. The record is from RefSeq and is a predicted model, not a curated record.